GUGCGACUGUCAAAAACCCAAAACAGAACGAUUGCGACGAUGAGAAGAGCAUGUGAAAUUGGUUGAUGUUCCUGUUUUAAAUUUAAUAUUUUCGUCUAUUCCAUCAAUCAAUGCUCCUUUACCUACCAUAAGUGAAUUCAUAACUUUUGUUUCAUCGUUCACAAGUCGAAGAGUGCAAAAUGUUGGCGAAAACAGUUUUUAAUAGAGCUUCGCUCCGGUGUCUAUCAACAUUGGCUGUACCGGAACCGACUGCAGCAAUAUCCGAUAAAGCCAAUGAUAUCCUCAAGCAUCCGGAUUACUUCGGGGUACACCGAUUGUUCACAGUGGAAGACCUUUUCAAGGCAAAAAUUCACUUGGGCCACAAAGAGGGCACACUACACAACAAUAUGAAGGGAUAUCUGUUCGGUAGUCGGCUAGGACACUGCAUCAUUGACCUGGACAAAACGGCGGAAUAUCUGCGGCUGGCCUUGAACGUCACUGCUCAUGUUGCGUAUCGAGGCGGAGUAAUACUGUUCUUCAAUCGCAGUGCCCAGAAUGGUCACAUUGUGGAGAAAACCGCCAUGGAGUGUGGGGAAUAUUCUCACACCCGGUUCUGGCGAGGCGGCGUAUUCACCAAUGCCAACGUACAAUUUGGCGCCGUAACGCGACUUCCCGAUUUGUGCAUUUUCCUCAACACCCAAAAUAACAUUCUAGAGAUGCACACGGCAGUGAAAGAUUCUGCCAAAAUGUCUAUACCGACCAUCGGAAUCGUUGACAGCAACUGCAAUCCGAAUCUUAUCACGUAUCCUGUGCCCGGAAACGACGACACACCGUCGGCCAUCGAAUUGUACUGUAAGUUGUUCAAAAGUGCUGUUUUACUGGGCAAAGCUAAAAUGAAGGAGGAUGCCCAGCACAACUAAUUGCAAUUCAUACGUUAAUAAGAAUAUGAUUUCGAAGCUGUUCGGAUUGAAAA
Aedes aegypti (yellow fever mosquito) is the source of this 952-nucleotide messenger RNA. It is a transcript of the gene mRpS2, whose product is annotated as 28S ribosomal protein S2, mitochondrial. Bases 180 to 899 code for a protein of 239 amino acids. The transcript has 3 exons. Gene Ontology annotation, biological process: translation. The record is from RefSeq and is a predicted model, not a curated record. NCBI's taxonomy places the organism in Eukaryota, Metazoa, Arthropoda, Insecta, Diptera, Culicidae. Gene Ontology annotation, cellular component: mitochondrial small ribosomal subunit; ribosome. Gene Ontology annotation, molecular function: structural constituent of ribosome.